Messenger RNA from Bactrocera tryoni, 2503 nucleotides. Its product is annotated as keratin, type I cytoskeletal 10. The transcript has 5 exons. Bases 1325 to 2353 code for a protein of 342 amino acids. The record is from RefSeq and is a predicted model, not a curated record. Lineage: Eukaryota; Metazoa; Arthropoda; Insecta; Diptera; Tephritidae.
UAAAGAAAUUUUGAUUGUUGUCGUUCGUAAAAUGAUUUCAAUCAAGUUUGUGUGUAAAAAAGAAAAGCUUCGCAGAAUAGAUACCAAAUAAAAGCCUAAAAUAUCUUAUUAUUCCACCCCAACAUGCAAUCAAGACGAAAACAGAGCAAAUAAUGAAGUAUUAAAGGAAUUAGAGACCCGCAAUUUAAAGUCGCAGCUGACUAGCGCUAAUCUAAUGACUGUUAAACAAAAAGACAUCAGUGAUUUCAUCAAAUCUAUCUCGACACAAACGACAACUCCCGUGAGCCGGCUACAACAGACAAACGCGCAGACGCAAUGAAAUUGGCGAAAUUCUCGUUUUGGCAGCGCUUAAUGAAUUGGCCAAUUCGCGAAUCGGCACAAUGUCAUAUUUGCAUACUUCAAAGUGGACACCACACCACAAUAGAUUGAAAGGCGGUACAAUGAUCUAUGACAAAGGCAUUUUGAUUUAUGUGCGUUUUUGUUGAGGUGACGGCGGAUUAAAAUAAAACGCUGUCAAAACAGUGAUACUUGCAAUAAGACCGAGCGCUAGGAAAUUCGUACCGAAUGCUGUUGGUCUCGCCCAAUGUCCACCCUGCUCGCGGCACUGCAUUGUGCAUUGCGUCUCAUUUAUGGAUGUGACCGAUUGUUAUGCGAUUAGGUGAGUGCAUAAUUAAUAAGUUUUUUUGUAACAAUUAAAUUGUCGAAGCUCCUCUGCAGAAAGCACCGUUAAAUAUGCAAAGAUUAGCGCGCACAAUAACAACAAAACAUCAGUAUAUCGCUAAGAGGAGUAGAGAAUGAAGGAGGCGUGCUCGGUUUUUGAAGUGUGAUUAAGAAAAAAAUUAGACAUGUUUGCACAUGCGCAGAAACAUACCUACAAUCGAAUACUAGGUUGAUAUGAAUGCUGCGAUUUGCAAUAGUACAUAUGUAUGUAUGUUGUUGACUCAUGACAAGUUAAGCUCAAGCGCUGAAUGAGCAUGCGCGCCAACGGCUUAUUACUACUCAUAAUUAAGCUACAAUUAAUCAGAAAGCAAAUCAAAAAAAUGAUAAAUGUUUUUUUGUUUUUGUUUUCAAUGCAUAAAAAAACUCUUAGUUAUUAACUUUUUGGGCGUCAUAAUAAAAAAAAAAAUAUUGGAUUGCGUUUUAUGCGAUGGAUGCCCCAAAGCCGUUAGACGAAUUGCAAUAAGGAACCAGUAGCUCAUCUGUGCGUAUCAUAGUGGCUAUAAAAAGCACUAUCAGCUGUAGCUAAGACAUCAGUUAAACAGCGAACAACCAACAGCAAGUGGUUUUGUGUUGAUACUAAACUAAACAAACAAUAAGUCAGAAAAUGCGUCUAUUUUUGGUACUUUGCUGCGCUUUGGUUACAAUCGCCAAUGGCAAACCACAAGGAUACAAUUAUGGCGCUGGCGUCUCGGGCGGUAACGUACAGGGUGGCUCUUACCACGGUGGCAGCAGCUUUGGCGGUGGUCUGAGCGGACUCAGUGGCCUGAGCGGCGGUGGCAGUGGUUUUGGAAGCUUUGGCAGCGCCACAAGCAACGGUCCAAGCUUCGGUGGUUUCGGCAGUGGUGGCAGCAUUGGUCACAGCGCUGGUGGUUUCGGCAGCGGCAUCGGUGGCGGCAGCUUCGGUAGCGGCUCUAGUGGUUUGGGCAGCGGUGUUGGUGGUGGCUUCAACGCGGGUGCUGGUGGAUUUGGUGGUUACAAUAGACAACAACAACAAACUGGUGUCUUUGAGGCCCCACUGGUGCAUAAGCAAUUCAUUACUGUUUCAGCGCCUGAAGAUCAUGAAACACUAGAGAAAUCCAAACAUUUCGUUAUUGGACGUCCACAAAAGAACUACCGUGUCGUCUUCAUUAAAGCGCCAUCCUCCAGCUCGGCUAAUGUCAAGCUCUCAGCUGAAUAUGCACCACAAGAGGAGAAGACCGUCAUUUAUGUGCUGUCCAAGAAGGACUCAUCACUCGAAGUCAACGACAUUGCCACACCAGCACCAACCGUGCCCGCCAAGCCCGAGGUAUUCUUUAUCAAAUACAAAACCGAAGAGGAGGCCCAUCACGCGCAACAAAAAAUUCAAGCCGAAUACGACAGAAUCGAAGGUACCUCCGAACACACCGAUGGCGGCAUUGGCCAACAACAAUCGGUGGUUGGCAUUCUGGAUGGCGGUGCUGGACAGGCUGGCGGCAAUGGCGCUGGUAUUGAUGGCGGUGUUGGUGGUAGCUAUGGCUCUGGAAGCGGUGCUGGCAUUGGAGGCAUUAGCCGCGGUGGCUUGGUUGGCGCUUCUAGCUCUAACUUUGGUGUUAGCCAAAGCAGUUCACAUGGUGCUAAAUCAUCCACCUACUUGCCACCUGCCAAAGCUUUGUAAAGAUAGAUAGAUAUAAUGUUUGUUAUGUCAAUUUUGUUUAUUAAACGCAAUACCUCAAAAUCAAUUUAAAUAACUGCUCUACAGCAGAGUAUAGAGUGUUCGCUGUAAAACCAGCGAGCAAAUAUAUUUUUUUACUGAAAUUUUUUAAUA